AUGGUACCGACAUUCCCCAGGCCCUUGGCCAUUGAGCUCUCUUGGGCCCACCGGAUAUUCACUAACACACCUGCUUUCUUAGAUGCCCGAAAGCCAUUUCUUAAUAUCAGCGGUUGUCGACGGCAUAGCGCACGACAGAUAUCGAUCCCUGCGGCCACCACACCCAUCGCUUCCACACGUCAGACUUUGGUCACCGCCCGCUCCCCUUCGGUACUUAGGCCAUAUUCCACUGAGUCGACUGCACCGGUGCCACCGACCAAGCCCUACCGGGACCUCACUAUCGGCGUGCCUACCGAGGUCUUUCCCGGCGAACGACGCGUGUCUCUGACCCCUGCCAACGUCACCCUUCUCUACAAGAAAGGGUUCGCCAAGGUUCUCGUCCAGCGGGGAGCCGGGCGUCUCGCAGACUUCGCAGAUGAGUCUUAUACGGCUGCUGGUGCUACGCUCGUAGACAGCGCCGAAAAUAUCUGGUCCGAUUCCAACAUCGUGCUCAAGGUGCGCAGCCCGGCUCAAAAAGAGAUCGAGUCCAUUCGUUCCGGUCAGACAAUCAUCUCGUUUUUGCAGCCGGUGCAGAACAAGGAGCUGGUUGAUGCCAUUGCUGCCAGGGGGGCCACGAUUUUUUCCAUGGACAUGAUCCCACGCAUCUCCCGUGCUCAGGUAUUCGACGCUCUCAGCUCCAUGGCCAACAUCACCGGUUACAAGGCCGUCCUCGAGGCGUCCAAUAUCUAUGGCCGAUUCCUCACAGGCCAGGUCACCGCUGCAGGAGCGAUCCCGCCCAGCAAAGUUCUGGUUAUCGGUGCUGGUGUUGCUGGUCUCAGUGCCAUUGCUACGGCCCGUCGACUCGGUGCAGUCGUGCGUGGCUUUGACACCCGUCCAGCUACGCGUGAGCAGGUUCAGUCUCUCGGAGCCGAGUUUGUCGAGGUCGAUCUGAAGGAAGACGGCUCCGGAAUCGGAGGAUACGCCAAGGAGAUGAGCAAGGAAUUCAUCGAUGCCGAGAUGAAGCUCUUCAAGGACCAGGCAAAGGAUGUAGACAUCAUAAUAACUACGGCCCUCAUCCCUGGAAAGCCUGCACCAAAACUCAUCAAGAAGGAGGCCCUCGACGUCAUGAAACCCGGAAGCGUUGUUGUUGAUUUGGCUGCCGAGGCUGGUGGCAACUGCGAGGCCACGGUCAAGGAUGAGCUCAUAACAUACAACGACGUCAAGAUUAUCGGUUAUACUGACUACCCAUCCCGACUCCCUACCCAGUCCUCAACACUCUACUCCAACAAUAUCACCAAAUUUCUACUGUCCAUGGCUCCCAAGGAAAAUGAGUUUGGAAUCGACCUGAGUGAUGAAGUUGUGCGCGGGGCCAUUGUCACACAGGACGGGAAUAUUCUCCCACUUGCUCCUCGACCAGCACCUCCUCCGGCUCCUGCGAAACCCGUAGCAGCAGAGACCAAGGUCGAAGUCAAGGAGCUCACCCCGUGGCAGAAGAAGACCCGGGAAGUUGCUGCCGUCACAGGUGGAAUGGUCUCUGCAUUGAGUCUGGGUAAGCUGACGAGCCCCCUGUUCAUGGGGAAUGCCUUUACCUUUGCUCUCGCCAGUCUCAUCGGCUACCGUGUGGUAUGGGGAGUCGCACCGGCACUCCAUUCCCCUCUCAUGAGCGUGACGAAUGCCAUCUCGGGAAUGGUGGGUAUCGGUGGCCUCUUCAUCCUUGGUGGGGGGUAUUUACCUGAGACGAUCCCUCAAAUGUUUGGUGCUCUCAGUGUGCUACUGGCUUUCGUCAAUGUUGGAGGAGGCUUUGUCGUCACUAAGCGUAUGCUCGACAUGUUUAAGCGUGCGACUGACCCUCCCGAGUAUCAGUGGCUGUAUGCAAUCCCCGCUACUCUUUUUGGAGGCGGCUUUCUCGCUGCCGCAAGCACCGGAGCUGCUGGUUUGGUCCAGGCUGGGUAUCUGGCUAGCUCUCUGCUCUGUAUUGGAUCCUUGAGUGGCCUCGCAUCCCAAGCCACGGCUCGCAUGGGCAACAUGCUGGGCAUGCUCGGUGUCGGAUCUGGUGUUCUAGCCAGUCUUCUAGCUGCCGGCUUCACACCCGAGGUCCUGACUCAAUUUGGCGCCCUGGCUUCCGUCGGAACCUUGGCCGGAUUCCUCAUUGGUAGACGCAUCACGCCUACCGAUCUCCCACAGACAGUUGCGGCCUUGCACUCCGUCGUUGGACUUGCCGCGGUCAUGACUAGUAUCGGGAGUGUCAUGGGGCACGUCUCUGACCUCUCGACUCUUCACAUGGUGACGGCUUAUAUGGGAGUCCUCAUUGGUGGCAUCACCUUUACCGGCUCGAUCGUCGCCUUUUUGAAACUUGCAGGGAGAAUGAAGUCUCGUCCGGCGGUUAUACCGGGCAAGCACUACAUUAAUGGUGGUCUGCUCACGGCAAACGCAGCGACAAUGGGCGCCUUCAUCACCAUGGCUCCCGGCAGCCCCAUGAUUGCGGCAGGUGCGCUUGCGGCGAAUACCUUUAUGAGUUUCAUCAAGGGCUAUACCACAACGGCCGCUAUUGGAGGCGCAGACAUGCCCGUCGUCAUCACCGUGCUCAAUGCCUACAGCGGAUUUGCCCUCGUGGCAGAAGGCUUCAUGUUGGACAACCCCCUCCUAACGUCUGUGGGCGCCUUGAUUGGCGUCUCGGGAUCCAUCCUGUCAUACAUCAUGUGUGUCGCUAUGAAUCGGUCAUUGACAAACGUGCUCUUUGGCGGGGCGACGGCGGCAACACAAGUGCAGGAAUAUAAGCCACAGGGAGAGGUGACGCAGAUAUCUGUUGACGAACUGGCCGUCUCGCUUCUCGGCUCGGAGUCGGUCAUCUUCAUUGUCGGAUACGGAAUGGCUGUGGCCAAAGCGCAGUACGCCAUCUCCAACAUUGUCGAGAUGCUCCGAUCCAAGGGUAUCAAGGUUCGCUUCGCCAUCCAUCCCGUCGCAGGCCGGAUGCCCGGUCAAUGCAACGUCCUCCUCGCCGAGGCCAGUGUGCCUUACGACAUUGUGUUCGAGAUGGACGAGAUCAACGACGAUUUCCCCGAUACAGACCUUGCCGUCGUCAUUGGCGCCAACGACACGGUCAACCCCAUCGCACUAGAAAAGGGCAGUUCGAUCGAGGGUAUGCCUGUUUUGCACGCCUGGAAGGCCAAGCAGGUCGUUGUCAUGAAGCGGAGUCUUGGUAGUGGAUAUGCCGACGUACCCAAUCCCAUGUUUUACAUGCCAAAUGCACGCAUGUUAUUCGGCGACGCUAAGAUUUCGUGUGAAGGUUCGUCCUCCCCCAGAUUUCGAUGGUACAAUCAUCACUGA
This is a messenger RNA of Geosmithia morbida, 3306 nucleotides long. Its product is annotated as H+-translocating NAD(P) transhydrogenase. Gene Ontology annotation, molecular function: NADP binding; NAD binding. NCBI's taxonomy places the organism in Eukaryota, Fungi, Ascomycota, Sordariomycetes, Hypocreales, Bionectriaceae. Gene Ontology annotation, cellular component: mitochondrial inner membrane. Gene Ontology annotation, biological process: proton transmembrane transport; NADPH regeneration. Bases 1 to 3306 code for a protein of 1101 amino acids. The transcript is spliced from 8 exons. The record is from RefSeq and is a predicted model, not a curated record.